CAACAAUCUCGCACCAAUCAGACAGCCUUGGUCAAUUGCCAGUACUUGUGUGUAGCAUUCCAGCCAUCCAGGACUUCUCAGCAGCACCCGUAACCAUGAACUCUCUCUAUAACUUAGCCCUUAAGCAAACUCAGCUAUUGCACAAAGAUUUGAACACUUUUGAAAACAACUAUAAGGACGCUCCUUUGUCUCUUCAAGGACAAAUUUCUACCACCAUAUCAUCUUUGGAUAGAACUUUGCUGGAUUAUUCCAAGCUAUCCUCAAAUGAACAUGAUCCUGUUAAGAAGGAAAAAAUCUCAAUAAGAAUAUCAAAUUUUGAAAAACAGCUAUCUGAAUCUAAAGUUUUAUUUCAGUCAAUAAAAAAGAAAAAACAAAACUAUAUCGAGGAAUAUCAAAGAAACCAAUUGUUCAUCUCUCCUGAAUCUAACCUAAAUAACCGGUUUCAAAAUAGAAGUACUCAUAAUGGUAACAGUCAUAACAGCAACAGUACCAGUAUCAGUAAUGACAAUCCCUAUAGUCAAUCGAAUAUAGAUUAUAACCACAAUCUACAUAAAGAAACUCAAAAUUUAAAUCGUUCAAACCAACAGUUAGAUGAAAUACUUGAAAUGGGCAGAGAAGCAUUUGAUAACAUAGUUGAACAAAACGAAUAUAUUAGAUUAAUUCAAAAUAAACUACUAAAUUCUUUAAAUACUCUAGGUGUCUCUCAAUCAACCAUUAGACAAAUCGAUAAAAUCGCAUUCAAAGAUAAAUGGUUUUUUUAUAUAGGUGCUCUUUUAGUCUUUUUAUUCUUUUAUCUAAUAAUUAAAUUUUUCAAAUAAUAUUAUUUUAUUUUAUUAUAUUUUAUAUAAAUAAUAAAAUAAAAUAAAAUUUAAAAAUGGACAAUAGACAAUGAAAAAUAGAAAGUAGA
Molecule: messenger RNA, 907 nt
Organism: Ascoidea rubescens DSM 1968
Lineage: Eukaryota; Fungi; Ascomycota; Saccharomycetes; Ascoideales; Ascoideaceae
Gene: BOS1
Product: Bos1p
Exons: 1
Coding region: 96-818 (240 amino acids)
Biological process (GO): vesicle fusion; endoplasmic reticulum to Golgi vesicle-mediated transport
Cellular component (GO): endoplasmic reticulum membrane; Golgi apparatus; SNARE complex
Molecular function (GO): SNAP receptor activity; SNARE binding
Source: RefSeq, a predicted model, not a curated record